AUGGCAGUGGUUGUGUGUGUGGCAGUGCUGUCGUUGCUGGCCGUCUCCUCGGUGGAGUGUGGCGGACGUGAGUACGAGGUCCGCGGGCUGGACCCUCGGCACAAGCCUCGCUACCAUCCCGGCAAAGACUUCACCUGUCUGGACGGCUCCGACACCAUCUCUUUCUCCAUGGUGAACGACGACUACUGUGACUGCGAGGACGGGUCAGACGAGCCGGGGACGGCAGCCUGCCCUACAGGAGGAUUCUACUGCCGGAAUGUCGGACAUCGUCCGGAGACGAUCCUCUCCUCACGAGUCAAUGAUGAGAGGAUAAGGUUUGUCCGUCUGGACGAGCUGAAGACUGAGCAGGAGAGGCUGAAGGAGGAGGUCGAUCGACUGAGGGGAGACAAGGAGGCAGCAGAGGAACCAGAGAGACUGGCCAAGGAGGAACAUGAGAAGAGGAGGAAGCCGCUAGGAAAGAGGCCAGCGAAGGAAGCGGAGGCCAGGGCAGCGUUUGAGCAGUUGGACACUGACAGCGAUGGCUACGUGACGGUGGCCGAGAUCCAGCAGAGAAUGGAGCUUGACGACGACCAGGACGGAGAGGUGUCUCUGGAGGAGGCCCUAGCUUAUCUGGACAAUGAAGAGAGAGUCGACGAAACCGUCUUCAAAGACAGCGUGUGGUCUUUCGUGUCGGAUAAGAUAACCUUUGAACCUGCUGAGACCGAACCCCCAACUGCCCUGCCCAUUCAAACCGAUGCUCCGCCCACUGACGACACGGGGGAGAAGGACUAUGAGGAGGAUUACGACUACGAUGAAGAAGAUGCAGAUUACAAGGACGAGGAGAGAGGAGAAGAAGGGAUGCCACCUUAUCCUGAUGACACCCAGGAACUGAUCAAAGCUGCUGACUCAGCAAGAGAGGCAUUCCAGAAGGUGGAGAGGGAACUCGGAGACAUAAACAGAGAAGUCGGUGAUAUUGAAAAGUUUCUCGAUGUGGACCUCGGCUCAGCGAUGGAGUUUGCCCCUCUCCACCAGCAGUGCUAUGAGUAUACUGACAGAGAGUACACGUACAGACUGUGUGCCUUCGACAAGGUCGUCCAGAAGCCAAAGAACGGAGGACGCGAGACUAGUCUCGGGACAUGGGUGUCUUGGAACGGGCCCGAGGGCAGCAGAUAUUCCAGCAUGUUGUUUGAGAACGGAGAGGGUUGCUGGAACGGACCGAAGAGGUCAACUAAGGUCACUGUGGGGUGUGGUCUAGAGGAAGCCGUCCUAGCUGCCUCUGAACCAAACAGGUGUGAGUACGCAAUGGAGUUUGUUACUCCAGCCGUCUGUCCCCCACCUCCUACUCCGGGUACUCCAGUCUCUCACCCCGAUACCCCAAAACCUGAUUCCCAUCAGGAACUGUAGUAGAUGUAGUUAAAGAAACUCAAAUUUUUUCAUUGAUAAAAUUAGGUUGGAAUCAGUAAAAAUAUAAAAACUUGUGCUAUAAUCACGUCAAUGGCCGUUUGCUGGUUGGAGACUGAGUUACUAGGGGUUGGGAGGGAUCACGUGACGUACCGUCGUCAUCCUCUAGGUGAGAACGGUGUACUGCGCUGAAGAGCAGACUUCCCGCAGCUCCGCCUUCCUCCCCGUGACUCCCCAUCUCUGCCUGCCGCUCUGCGGCUGAAUGCGUCUGUUGCUUCUCCUUCUUUGCCAGUUUGGCGGUCUCCAGCCUUCUAGAUAUCUGCCUGUUUCUCUCCUGCGCCGCUCGAACUCGCUCAAUUCGCUCCUGCUUGUUGAAACACAUCAGGAGAUAGCACAUGGCUCCGCCCAGCACGGCCACUGCAGCUGCAGACGCCGCUAUGUUGGCGAUGGCCUCUGCGCUUAGCACCGGCUCUGAGGAGUCGCUCGAGUCCCCGCUACCGCUCUCCGAGCCCGACCCUUCCCUCUCCGACAGGUCUGCAGCCCCGCAGAGCGUCACUAGCAAGGCAAACAACGUACUCACACCUGUCGACGACAUCCUGCAUGCUGUGUG
Molecule: messenger RNA, 1990 nt
Organism: Geodia barretti
Lineage: Eukaryota; Metazoa; Porifera; Demospongiae; Tetractinellida; Geodiidae
Source: the annotation of a GenBank genome assembly